This is a messenger RNA of Girardinichthys multiradiatus, 2003 nucleotides long. RefSeq names its product C2 calcium dependent domain containing 4A (gene c2cd4a). The coding region runs from base 262 to 1611 and encodes 449 amino acids. NCBI's taxonomy places the organism in Eukaryota, Metazoa, Chordata, Actinopteri, Cyprinodontiformes, Goodeidae. The transcript has 3 exons. The record is from RefSeq and is a predicted model, not a curated record.
UCAUUUACCACGCUGCCUCAGGUGUUUAAGCUCCUGGUUUGUCAUUGUUUAUUGCUGGUUCUUCCAUUACGCUGUCAGUUACAUAUGGCAUACUCACCAGCCCACUUUAGCCGGAUGUUCAAUCAUAAGGAAGGAAUUCUACAAAUUUGCUGACAGAACUGCCGACCCUGCAUCUGCUGCAAAGAGAACUUCUUACUCUCUCAGAUAUAAAUCUGGAACAACCUUUUGAAUUAUCUUUAUCUUCAGAAUAUAAGAGGACCCAUGUGGGUGGUAGAGAAGAUUCGCACGUCAGUAGAAAGAUCCAACCUGCCUAUCCCAUCAGCAGAGAUCAGCUUUAAAAUUAGUGACAUAAUGUUAGGAGAAAGGACUGACAAAUCCAAACGGAUUUCUCACUGUCCUAACAUCAUCACCCCUGACAAUAUCCCAGAGUUCUGCAUCCCACCAACAAUUUUAUCCCUGCAGGAGAUGAAGAACUCGGAGCAAAAGGGAACAGCUCACGCCAUCAAGGCUUCUCCCUGUGAGAGGGCUAAACCUGAGGCCGAAGUGAAAGUUUAUGAGGUGCCUCUAAAUCCUCACAUUAUACAGAUAGAAAGUGUGGAUGAGAGCCCCUGUGAUGGCUGCAGUGAUGAGGAGACCACUAAUGCAGAUCCCCAGAGCCAGGCCGCCUUGUCCCUUCCACACCUGGCCAAAGCUCAGACCAGCUACGGCUUUUGCACCUUAUUAGAGAGCCCUCACACCAGGAGAAAGGAGUCGAUUUUCCAUUCUGAUCCAGGCUCCUCUCCACUGCUGCUUCCCAGGAGUCGAUCUAGUACGUGCUCUAAAUUCUCCUACACCACUUCACCGUCCUCUUGCCCCUCUUCAUUGUGCCUCAACAGCCUGACCUCAAGGCUCUCCCCCAAGGGCUGCACCCUGAACUGGCAGGCCCCUCUGGACAGUGACACGACAUCUUCCACUGAAUCCUCACCUUUCAGCUCCCCGAUGCUGUCUAGGUGCCCUGCUAAGUCUUCCCUUUUCAAAGCAUUGAGCCAUGAACUGCUGCUUUCAAGGAACAUAAGAAAAGCAAUGGUGUCCAGAAACAAUUCACUGUCAACAGAUGAGGGUAGCUCCACAGACAACAGUCCAAAUAUCAUGAGGAGGUCUUCAGAAGGGUUAGCUGAAGAUCUGCCCAACAGCUACAGUCUGGCGCCACCCAACAUCUUCCCUAUGGACUUGACAUUGAACAGGGAGAGGGUAAUGAAGGAAAGAAUGGUGCCUGUAGGAAAAGAUGGCAGUCUCAGACUCUCAGCAGAGUACUGUCCCGAUAACCAAAGACUGCGUGUUCGGCUGAUCAGUGCUGAGGGUCUUUAUCCUCUUUCCAUAGACCCAAAGAUUAUCAACUGCAGCAUCAGCCUCUCGCUGGUCCCUGGCAAACUCCAGAAGCAGCGCAGCACGGUCAUCAGAAAGAGCCGUAAUCCAAUAUUCAAUGAAGAUUUCUUUUUUGAUGGUAUCUCAGAAGAAGACCUCAGCCAGAGAUCACUUCGCUUUAAAGUGGUAAACAAAAUGUGCACCCUGAAAAGAGACUAUCUCCUAGGUGACUGUGAUCUCCCUCUUUCAAGCAUCAUAACAAUGUAAAUUUCACUACUUGUUAAAGGGUUUACUUCUGUGUUGGAUCUAUUUAUUUUAAUUUUUGUAUUACACAAGUUAAGUAUUUAUUAAAUUAUAGAAGGCACCAUGGAUGUUUGUCUUGAAUCUGUUUCAGAGUAGAACAUAACACAAUUUCAUUAACAUAAAGUGGCUUUUUUAUCAUAAAACAUUCUAAAUAAUAAUAAGACAAUUAGAACAUUGAGAAAAUGUUUUCUCUCUGGGUUAGAGUUAAAUAUUUAGCAAAUAUUUAAUUGCUGGUUUGUUAAUGAACAUACACCAUCAGCUUGUUUAGUCAGACAGCAACCAUCUCAUAUUUCUGCUAAGCCUGUUGUUUGCUUCCUGACCUUUCCAAUGAUUAAAACAUGACAAGAAACCAGAAA